UAUUUUAAAGCUAGGUAUACGCCGUUUCGUGUGAACAUAGAUCUGAGGCAGCGCUAUCUACUAGUAGUAACAACUCAAAACUGCCAAAAUCUGGAAUACGCCCUUUCGUGUGACAGGCGACGAAUUAUUGUACUACUAAACAUAAAAGUACUGUACUAAGAAUAAAACUUUCUCUGAUGACGUCAUCCGCCCACUCCAUCGGACGGUCCCCAUCUUGUCUCCCUCCCCUCCUCUGCCUUUACUACGUUCGUCUGAGUCUGAGCUCCAGGAUACAAAAUUACAACGGGUCCCGACAGGCCGCCGAGCGAGGGGAAACUACUCAUAUCCUCGAGAGACCUACGGUUUGCAGCUCGAGAGAGACCCAAGCCCCUUGCGGGCAGGACAGGAUGACAACAGUUCCGGUUCCUGCAACUUGGGUUUUCACAGAAAGCGGUGAAGUCAACAGCUCACGUCGUCGUUUAUUUUUAACGUCAGCCGCACAGAGGUCCUGGACGAAAUGGUAUAAAACAAAGCCCUGAUGUUGGUUGAGGGUAUACCAACCCAGCAGACUCAAGCCUUUCUGACAAGACUUGGAGAAGACAGCAGCAAAUAGAACCAUUAGCCAACUUACGAAAAACAUCUUCUAAUAUUUUUUCUGUUGACUGAAACUCGAAGAAAUCAUCAAUCAUGUCCUGUAGUCUCAGCGCCGCCCGACUCCGCCGUGUUGGAGUGUCCUGCCUCCAAGACACCAUCAAGAACCUCUACAACAUCCAGACAAAAAUCUUGUGUCGGGAUCUGGCCUUCAAGUCGGAAUCCGAGCUCCCUUCGUACCAGAUCACUAACCUAAGCGAGGUCUCAGAGAAACUGGCGAAACAGCUUGCCUUCAUCUUCCCCAAUACAGAUGGAGAAGAGUACAAAGCUUUCCUCAACCUGGGUAAUAAGGUGGUGCACAGUGCCAGCGGGAAAACCAUACUGGACAGCUUGAAGAAAAUCUACACCAAGGCUUGGGAGAUUGUAAAGGGAUGGGAUGCAAGCGAUGAGCUCUUUGUGGGAGUCAUCCCAAAGCCGAGAGAGGAGAGUUACUGCACCACGGAGUUUGACGAGGUAUCCCAUAAGACGUACCUACACUGGGAGACAGACGGGUUGGGAGACGACUUUUUGGGCGCUGUCAGCCGCAUGCUGAGGAAGGUGAGAGACGAGAAAAGACAGCCCACUCCCGAAGAGUAUCUGGCGCAGCAUUUGGCUUACAUAGAGAUCCAGAAGGGGAAAUGGGGACGUCACGAACAGAUCCGUGGUCUGGGCACACCUGGCUUCCGGCCUCACACGCAGACCUACAUGUCGCUGACCGACCCCGGAGAAGGUCACGUGAUGGGAACCACCAGAUUCAACGAAUGGAUGGAAGGCGCUAUUGUCCACGUGGAACAUCUUGAGCGACCCCGCCACUUGCCAAGAGAGAACAUCGAGUCAUACCGUGUUCCGUCCGUGCUGGACUUUUCCCAUGUGCGACUUCACGUCGGCUCCACCGCACCUACCACUUACUUCUUGGGGAGAGCCGUCAAGGAUUCUGGGAACUUUGACGAAGAUUUCCUGAAGAUUGUCCACAUUACUGCUGCUGCUGCUUCUGCUGCAUUCUUCAUGGGUGCAGCUGAGUGCAAGAUUGCCAUGGAGCGACUUACAACCUCCCAGGCCAUUCGCUACAUGCACGCACUCAGAGCUCAAGUCCAGCACUCAAGAAAGCAAAUCUUGUCUGCGGCCUGGAAUCUGAACCAAACCCUGACAGACGACUUUGAGCAAGAAGAUGCACAGAAACUCACGGAACGUAUGGACAUCGCCCUCACAGCUGUCAAAAUCACAUCUCUCGGUGGUUUCGACAAGGUCACAUGGGAUGGGGCUAGUGACUCCUACCCGUCCAAAUGUAUCAUGUACCAGCUGACCUUCCAGGAGGCGUUGACCAUCGUCCAUGAAGCUCACAUCAAGGGGCUGGUCACAUAUUUCUCCGCUGGCUUCAAGUUCAACGAAAUCCAGCACGCCGUCUAUGCUGGUGUGGAUGGUAUUGGCAUUGGCGGUGCCCAAGUUCUGCGCUUCAUGGACAGCGAGACAGGCAUGCACGGGCCUUACACAGAGGAGAACAUCCCCAUCAUCUUACAGAAACGCGACGAAGCUGCCCAGUCUGUGAGAGGACGUGGCGUGGACCUCCUCGUCAAGUUGGACACUAUGUUCUUCGAGGGCUCCAUCUCUCGUCCCGUCGAGUAUCUGAGACAGAAGCUGUUCAAAGCCCUUCUCGAUAUCAACGAAGAAGCCAUCUCUGAAAUCCUUGAGCAGCUGAAGCACGUAUCCACCGCAUGCCGUGAGGCCAACAUGCCCUUCCUGCACCGCGCCAAGCGCAUUGUGGAAGCGGAGCAGCCGAGGCUGAAAGAGUUCUGCUCUGAGGAAGAGUGGGAAAACCUGGUGCGAGUCCUCAAGUGCCAGAUCGUGGCGCGAGACGAGCGCUCCCUGGUGGAAGAGUACGAAAGCGACCCCUGGCUGUCCAUCCGACACCGUUACCGCCAGAACCAGUGCCCGAGAGACGCCAGGAUCUGCUACGUUCGGCAAUCUUCCUUCAACAUCCCUUUCAAGUGCUAGAGACUUUGAACAAACCAGUUUCCAGAACAAACAACGAUAACAAGCGAAAGUAAAGGACAGCAGGGGAAAAAACGAACCACAAGACAUUUUUAACAAGUGGGUAUAAGUUCGAAAAUGCAAUAUUUCUUACUUGUAUCAUUACGCAGGUUUUUUUUUUCUUUUAAGCUACCUUUAUCCUUUUCGUUGAGCCGAUAAGAAGAAUAUAAAAGUAUUUCAUUUUAUGAAACAGGGUUUAAGAGGCCAGGUCUCCUUUUCAUGUCACAGAAAAUCCUCCAUCUUUAAAAUUCUCACCACUAUCACCAGAACCCAUCGCUCCACCCUUAAUUCAUGCCGUUUUACUCUAGUAAAAUGUAUGAAUUAGAAGCUCAUUGAAGUAACAGUGCUUACAUGUUCAUAAAAUAUUUUGUUGAAAGAUUGUUUUUUUUUUGACAUUGUAUAUUCUGAUGUUGGAGAACGCCCGAGAUUCUCUUUUUGUUUACAAAUGAUUAAAGGAUGGCUGAAUGAAUGCAUGAAUGAAUGAACGAAUGAAUGAAUGAAUGAAUGAAUGAAUGAAUGAAUGAAUGAAUGAAUGAAUGAAUGAUCAGCAUACCCAGAAUUCUCAUUCCUUGUCAAUAUGGUAUGCCGGUACCAAUGCAAUCUUGACAUCAAAGAGUGAAUGCGUUUUAAUUGCUUUUAUCGAGAUAGUGAUUUCUUCUUUUUAUUUGUUCGUCAUAUUACGUAACGUUUGUUGCUGAAAACUACCUUUGGUGAUAAUGCACCAAAAUAUCUGAUUUAGCCGCUGUGUUAUUGCAUUUCUGUGAGUUGACUCGUUAUCCCCCCCCCCCUCCAAAAACACC
Messenger RNA from Aplysia californica (California sea hare), 3437 nucleotides. RefSeq lists its product as uncharacterized. Bases 667 to 2601 code for a protein of 644 amino acids. NCBI's taxonomy places the organism in Eukaryota, Metazoa, Mollusca, Gastropoda, Aplysiida, Aplysiidae. The transcript is spliced from 2 exons. The record is from RefSeq and is a predicted model, not a curated record.